AUGGGAGUUGCAAAACGUGGAAUUAGUCAAUGUCCUAAUAUAACAAAUGAGGAUAGAAUGCAAAUGAGAAACUUAGAAAGACAAGUUGAGCAAUAUAAAGAAUGUAGACAACCAAACAGACCACCACUUCCUAGUCAUUCUUUGUCUUCCGAAGCUUCUCUUUCACCAACUUCAUAUGCCAAGAAAAGAAAAUCUGACAACCCAAUCACCAAAGCUUUUGAUAUACAAGCUCGAAACAACUUAGAUGCUGAGAUAGCAAGGAUGUUUUUUACUGGAGGAUUGCCUUUUAACCUUUGUCGAAACCCUUACUAUAUAAGUUCAUACAACUAUGCUGCCACAAAUAAUAUUCCUGGUUACAAGCCUCCUGGUUACAAUAAAAUGAGAACCACUUUGUUAGAGAGAGAGAAAGAAAAUGUUGAAUGGCUUUUAGAACCAACAAAGGCUACUUGGAGGGAAAAAGGAGUAACUAUAUUGAGUGAUGGGUGGAGUGAUCCACAAAGGAGACCUUUAAUUAAUCUCAUGGUAGCUUGUGAAGUUGGUCCUCUGUUCUUAAAGGCCGUUGAUUGCUCAGGAGAGGUAAAGGAUAAAGACUUUAUUGCUAGUUUGUUAAAUGAUGCCAUUGAAGAAGUUGGAGAUGACAAAUUUGUUGUACAAAUUCUCACUGAUAAUGCAAGCAAUUGCAAGGCCGCUGGAGAACUUAUAGAGGGUAGAUAUCCACACAUAUUUUGGACACCAUGCAUUGUUCACACUCUUAACCUUGCUCUUAAAAACAUUUGUAAUGCUAAAAAUGUUUCAAACAAUAAGGAGGUUUAUGAUGAGUGUCAUUGGAUAACUGAAGUUCAUGGAGAUGCUUUAUUUGUCAAAAACUACAUAAUGAACCAUUCAAUGAGGUUAGCUAUAUUUAAUAAGUUCUCUCCAUUAAAGCUUCUUUCUGUCGGUGAUACUCGCUUCGCUUCGGUAGUUGUCAUGCUAAAGAGGAUGAAACUUCUUAAACCAACUCUUCAAUCCAUGGUUGUUAGUGAGGCUUGGUCCACAUAUCGUGAUGAUCAUCGUGGACAAGCUACACUUUGUGAGGGAAAAGAUUCUAAAUGA
Molecule: messenger RNA, 1092 nt
Organism: Amaranthus tricolor (Joseph's coat)
Lineage: Eukaryota; Viridiplantae; Streptophyta; Magnoliopsida; Caryophyllales; Amaranthaceae
Exons: 1
Coding region: 1-1092 (363 amino acids)
Source: RefSeq, a predicted model, not a curated record